Messenger RNA from Diabrotica balteata, 1926 nucleotides. The record is from the annotation of a GenBank genome assembly. NCBI's taxonomy places the organism in Eukaryota, Metazoa, Arthropoda, Insecta, Coleoptera, Chrysomelidae.
AUGGAAGAAACGAAGGGUAAUGAAUCUCCUUUGUUAAAAGGAAGAAAAAACUACCAAAUCCGUCCAAUUAGAAAAAAAAAAAAACAAACAGAAAAUUUUGAGAUGUACGGAGGUUUGAGCAGAAAUAAUUUUAUGGUAACUGUAGCUACAAAAAAUAUUAAUGAAGGUCAUGGCGCAACGUUCUCAAAAAUGGAUAGUACGAGUACUUCGACUUCAUUUGGAACUACAUUAAAGACACGAAUGGCUGUAAAAUACAAAAUGAGAAAUGAAAAUGGUUUUGAACUUCGGACAGAAGUAGAAGAAGCUAUUAAAUUAUUAAGGGAUGACUGUGAGAAACAACAUGAUGAAUUAUUGUUAAUACAAGAUUUGAAUGGCGCUACAGAAACUGUAUUUUUCCACAAUAGUAUAGUAAUUGACCAGAGAAGUGAAGUGCAAGACGAUCCAAAACAAUGUGAUGAUGAUAUUGCCGAGACCGGUAUUUCAAGUACUGUUAUGGCCAACCAGAAGCGAUGUGUUGAUGAUGAAAACUACGUACCAAAUGGAAGUAAAUAUGAAGAGAGCGAAGAUGAAUACCUUGAUACGAGUAAACAAAUGGAAAGGAAAAGAUUGGGAAAAGAAAAUUGUGGACCAGAAAACAACGAGGUGUUAGUGGAAAACAUUGAAGAAUAUAUUGAAAUCAAAAGAAAAAGAAGACGAAAACCUGAUACUUUGAUUUGGAAAAGGCAAGAGAGUAAGACUAAACGUGAAAAAGGUGAAACAUAUGAUGGGCUUAGAAAAAAUGAAGAGGGAAAAUGGAUGAUAGAUGUAGCGAAACCACCUCGUCAAAUGAAGCCUUUCUGUAACUGUAAGAUGUCGGAAAAAUCAAAGAAAAUAAAAUGCCGAAAUUUUACAGAAGAAGAUAGACAACAUAUUUUUAAUCAGUUUUGGCAAAACAUGAGUUGGGCUGAAAAGAAAGUUUACAUUUCAAGCCUUGUAGACAACAUGGCUCCAAAAGAUUUGAAGAACAGAACGAAUGAAACUUCAAGACGUUCUAAUACAUUUAAAUGCCAUUUGAAGAAAAAUGGUGUUCGCGAAAGAGUGUGCCAGGUUAUGUUUAUUAAUACUUUAAGCCUGGGAACAUGGUCCUUGCAUAACUGGGCAACUUUAUGUAAGGAUGAUAAUAUGGAUUACCUUGAUAGUGAUGUUAACUUGACACAAACAAAUAGGAUCAACCGUAGACAUGAAACGGAGAAAAUUGAAUUAAAGAACUUUUUUAUGGAAUUACCAAAAUUGGAAUCUCAUUAUUGUAGAGUUUCAUCGAAAGAACUCAAUUUGUCGGAAGGGGAAGAAAUUAUUUUAUACAGUGACGGAUGCACUGCCCAAAAUAAGAACGCCAUUUUGUCAAACGCACUUUUGCAUCUAUCAGUAAGCAAAGGCAUUAUUAUUACUCAGAAAUAUUUGGUAAGUGGUCACACCCAGAUGGAGUGCGAUAGUAUGCACUCUUCAAUUGAGCGAAAAAUCCGUAAUAGAGAAAUUUAUUCGCCUGCCGGGUAUAUUGCUGCUUGCAAAUCCGCUCGUUUAAAUCCAAAGCCAUAUCAAGUUAAAUAUUUAAAUCAUAAAUAUUUUAAAAACUUUUCUGCACUACUUAACAAUUACACUUCAAUUCGUCCUGGCUGUAAAACAGGAGAUCCUACUGUUAAUGAUUUGUGUGCCAUUCAGUACAGACCUGAUGGAAAGCUAUACUACAAAUUGAAUUUUGAUGAUACUUGGAUGGUAUUGGAAAAGAGACAACGAAAGAAAAAUCAAGGGGUUGGAGAUAUAGUUCCUCUGUAUCAGAAUCAACUACCAAUUAAAAAAAGUAAAUACGAUCAUUUACAACAAUUAAAAGAAGUAAUACCAGCGGACUAUCAUCUUUUUUAUGACACACUACCAUUUGAAUUAGACUAG